Molecule: messenger RNA, 1502 nt
Organism: Brassica napus (rape)
Lineage: Eukaryota; Viridiplantae; Streptophyta; Magnoliopsida; Brassicales; Brassicaceae
Exons: 3
Coding region: 305-1369 (354 amino acids)
Source: RefSeq, a predicted model, not a curated record
CGUCUAUCUCUGUGCACCUAUAUAAUCAACCAAUCUGGCUUUACCGUAAACAGAAGAAAAAUUAUUACUAUAGUCGGGGAAUUGAUUCUCGCCGGAGAAAUGAAUAUUCCGGUUACUUUUACCUCUGUGACCGUUCAUAGUAUCGCUGUCUCCGACACUCGCCGUCAUGUGUUCCGUGAAACUCGUCGCUGUUAAGAAACUCCGUUUCCGUCUCUUAGAUUUAUUUUUGCUUCGUUUCGUCUUCUUCUAGAAAUUUUAGAAUUAAACAGUCUCCCUAAGCUUUGAUUCGAUCUAUACGUUUCCGAUGAAGAUCCAACCGACUGAAACAGAUUUUCCGGCGAGUAGAGACUCAGCUAAACCAGUGCUCAAGUCUCGCCUCAAGCGUCUCUUAGAUCGACCGUUUACAAAUGUUCUGAGAAGCUCAAACCCAGAUAAACCACUCAUCGAAGCUCAACACGGCCGAGAGGUCGUCUCAGAGUUCGAGCCGAGCUCCGUCGUUUUAGCGAAGAUGGUUCAGAACUACAUGGAGGAUAGCAACGAGAGGCAAGCUAAAAACGGACGCAAUCGCUGCAAUUGUUUCAACGGGAACAACGACGAUAGCUCCGACGAUGAAUUCGAUUUGUUCGGUUGCUCCGUCGAGUCUUUCAACGACGCUUAUGACCAUUUCAAGAGUUUGAUACCAUGCGCGAGCCUCAUGGAGAGGAAUCUAUCAGCUGAUGCGGCGAAGAUUCUGGAGAAGAACAAAUCAGUCAAACGAAAAGAUGAUCUGAGGAAGCUUGUCGUUGAUGGACUCUCAGCUCUUGGUUAUGAUUCCUCAAUCUGUAAAUCGAAAUGGGAUAAAACUCGCUCUAUACCGGCCGGCGAGUACGAGUACAUCGACGUGAUUGUAAACGGUGAAAGGGUGUUGAUAGAUGUGGAUUUUCGAUCGGAGUUCGAGAUCGCGCGGCAGACGAAUGCUUAUAAGGCGUUGCUUCAGUCUCUACCGUUCGUUUUCGUCGGGAAGUCUGACCGGAUCAGUCAGAUCGUUUCGAUGGUUUCGGAGGCGGCGAGGCAGAGCUUGAAGAAGAAAGGUAUGCAUUUUCCACCGUGGAGGAAAGCUGAUUACAUGCGAGCUAAGUGGCUGUCUUCGUACACGCGGAACUCCGGCGAUAACGUCCCGGAGCCGAUGGUUUCGUCCGCCGUCGUGGCUGAAACGGGGAUAGAUUGUUCGGAGAUUGAGCUGAGUUUCGAGGAGAAAUUUUUGGCGUCGGUGAAUUCUUCUUCCUCUCCUCUUAAGUCGGUUGCCGGAAAUGAUGACGUGGCAGAGGCGGUGGAGAGAGAAGCCAAGGUCGUCACGGGAUUAGCUUCACUGUUCAAGGAGAAUCCCUAGAAAAGAUUUUGAAUUUUUCUAAUUUUCCUAAUUUCCUAGUUAAGAACCACGAGAAAAGUUGCCAAAUAAAGAAAAAGAAAAAAAGAAGAGAAAAUCAUAUAAAAAUAUAACAUAGAAUAUCUUUUUUGUUUCU